AUGUGGGAAAUUGAACGUAAAUCUGGGACGGAGAUAUCUAGAACGAUUGAAAUUGGACCGACUAGAUUAACCCAUCCGGAUGCAAUCUACUCAAGUAGGCUAUUAAGUGGAUUAAUAAAAUCCGCUAUGUUUGUAAUGUCAAUAAAAAGUCUGAAAAAUCAAACUGUUCCUUCUAUUACUUCUAAUAAUAAUACAUCAG
Funneliformis mosseae is the source of this 199-nucleotide messenger RNA. Lineage: Eukaryota; Fungi; Glomeromycota; Glomeromycetes; Glomerales; Glomeraceae. The record is from the annotation of a GenBank genome assembly.